AUGGGGCGGGGCUCCACGGUUGCUCUCGCAGCAGCGGCAGCAGCGGCGGCGGCGCUGCUGGUGUCGCUGCCGAUGCUGCUGAUGUCGCUGCGGGCCGCUGACCCGUACGAGCAGGAGACGCGCCGGAUGUUCGUGGAGUGGAAGGCCAAGUACAGGCAGACCUAUAGAUACACCGGCGAAGAGGAGUGCCGGUACGCGGUGUUCAAGGAGAGCCGCCGCCGCGUCGCCCGGGCCAGGGACGCCGGGCUGACCUCUGGCCUCAACGGUCGCAGCGCCACCGCCAUUGAGGAGAUCUACCGCGGGCACAGGGUAUGGAUGGGGGAGAGAUCGUUCGAGCAGGAGAACCGCCGGAUGUUCGUGGGGUGGAAGGCGAAGUACGGCAAGACCUACAGAGACGUCGGUGAGGAGGAGUGCCGGUACAGGUUGUUCAAGGGCAACCACCGCCGCGUCGUCGUCCGGCUCAACCGCCGCCGCCGGGCUAAACCUGUACGGCCUCAACCAAUUCGGCGACCUCACCAACGAGGAGGUCCGCUAACGCUGCUACCCGGAGAUGGAGAACCGAGAGCUGAGCGCCAGGUGCCAAGCCGCCGCCCCCGACCCGGACCUCGUCCAUGGGAGGCUGAUCCGGUACCAGGGGUGCUCCCAAGGCAGCGCAUGGCCUGGCACAGCCCGAGGAGGCUGGUGGCUGAAAGGGCCAAUGUCAUUAAGGCUAUUAAUAGCAAUUAA
Molecule: messenger RNA, 726 nt
Organism: Miscanthus lutarioriparius
Lineage: Eukaryota; Viridiplantae; Streptophyta; Magnoliopsida; Poales; Poaceae
Source: the annotation of a GenBank genome assembly